UUUGUAUCUGCAUACAUUUGUUCAACUUUUUUUAGAUACAUUAUUUUAAACAUUACUGUAAUUCAUCUUUUCGCUAAAAACAGAAUUCGGGACGCUCGGGAUCAUUGCUCCAGCUACCGUAACGAAUCUGCCCAUGUGUAGAAGAAAAUUGUUGCUCCCGUAAAAACCCCUGCAACAGUAGCCACUGAUACAGUUCACCAUCCUCAAACUUAAACAUCUAGAAUUCACCCAGUGUAUUUAGCUGUAAUAGCAUCUGGAUAUAUAUGAGGCGCUAUGCCACUAGAUGCAUUAUGUGACGUUUUCUGUAAGGAAAGAAUGCUGGCGUGGUGGACAGCAAACGAUACCCACGAAGCUAGCUUACUGGAAAAAGCAUUUGAACUUGACCACUGCCAGGUUACCUUCCAGCUGAAUACUAUAUUAAGUAAAUGAACUAUGGCUAAUGUGGCGAUAAGGAUUUCUCCAAUCCGCCCCCAAAGACAACACAGCAUCACUGCUCCUUGCAUCCCCCCGUCCCCCCCCAUCUUGGCACAUGCCAUCACUGCGGACCACGUCAGCCGACAGCUGAGGAACCUUCAUCCCAGGAAGGCAGCAGGCCCCGACAAGUGUUGUGUUCCGUCCACCUAUCAUCUCUGCAGUUCCACUGGCACCUAUCUAUUUCCUCUCCCUCGGACUACCAGAUAUGUUAGCCAGCUAGCCAACAGCCAGCUGGACCCUACUGCCUCCCGGCUCUGAGCCUGUGGCCGCUUGCUCUGGACUCGACAACAACUCUGACCCAGCUCUCUGGCCAUCCGGCCGGCAUCCUCCGGAGGAGCCUCCACUCCCUGCGAGCUUGCCAGCCAUGGCUCAGCUGUGUGCCACCACUGGGGCCUGCCGUUUGUGCGGGUACAGUCGGGGUCAACCAACAUCACCACUCGGUCCACUGCUGCUUCCACACAAAGCUGAGAUCCUUCGCUGUCGCCGCUACAUCUGGACUUCCCCGACAGAUCACCCAUCUUCUCUUUCUGAGAGGAUCCCUCUGCCAAGAAAAGCGGUGCCGCACAGCAGCGGUACACAACCUUUUUACUAACAAGUGUGGAUUCCUGAUUGCUCUAAUGAGAGCUCAUGGAGAAGAUAGAUUUUCAGAGGUGGUUGGAGUCAAUCUCUACCACUUUCCUUACACUAAAUGACCAGCAGCGUAACCAGUCAUUGGACCACAUUAUAUUCCUCAGUGGUGCGGCCCAGCUUCGCCAUUUGUCAAAUGGCUUGGAAGCACUGCUCAAACGUGACUUUCUGCGACUCCUGCCUCUGGAACUGGCUUUCUAUUUGCUGCGCUGGUUAGAUCCACAGACUUUACUGUGUUGCUGCCUCGUCUCCAAGCGCUGGAAUAAAGUGAUUAAUUCAUGCACAGAAGUGUGGCAGAACGUUUGUCGGGAGCUUGGCUGGAGAAUUGAUGAGUCCAUUCAGGAUGCAUCUCAUUGGAAGGCUGUCUACCUGAAGGCUAAACUGCGUAUGAUUCAACUAAAGGACCAGAAGGCUUUUGAGACAUCCUCACUCAUUGGCCACAGUGCUCGUGUGUACGCUCUCUAUUAUAAGGAUGGUCUUCUCUGCACAGGAUCUGAUGAUCUCUCUGCAAAAUUAUGGGAUGUACGCACUGGGCAAUGCAUUUAUGGAAUUCAGACUCACACCUGUGCCACAGUGAAGUUUGAUGAACAAAAGCUUGUGACUGGGUCCUUUGACAACACCAUUGCAUGCUGGGAAUGGAGCACAGGAGCCAAAAUUCAGCACUUUCGGGGCCACACAGGAGCAGUUUUCAGUGUGGACUACAAUGAUGAGAUGGACAUCCUGGUGAGCGGCUCUGCAGAUUUCACUGUGAAGGUCUGGGCUUUGGCAGCCGGUGCCUGUCUCAACACUCUGACGGGACACACUGAAUGGGUUACCAAGGUUAUACUACAGAAAAGUGAAGUGGAGUCUGUGGUGCACAGUCCUGGUGAUUACAUCCUCCUAAGUGCUGAUAAGUAUGAAAUAAAGAUCUGGCCUUUAGGAAAAGAAAUUAAUUGUACGUGCUUAAAGACACUGUCGGUGUCAGAGAAUCGCAGCAUCAGCCUUCAACCCCGAUUGCAGUUUGAUGGACGCCACAUUGUUUGCAGCUCUGACAUCGGAGUACAUCUGUGGGAUUUUGCCAGUUUUGAGAUUCUCAGGGUCAUAAAAGUUCAGGAUCCAGCCAACUUGUCCUUGCUGAGCUUUGGUGAAGUCUUCGCACUCCUCUUUGACAACGAUUUCCUCUAUGUGAUGGAUCUCAGGACAGAGUCCAUUUCGGGUCGCUGGCCUCUACCACCAUACAGAAAAUCUAAACGUGGGUCCAGUUUCCUGGCUGGUGUGACAUCUUGGCUUAAUGGCUUGGAUAGGAACAAUGACUCUGGACUGGUGUUUGCAACAAGCAUGCCAGACCACAGCAUUCACUUAGUCCUAUGGAAGGAAAAUGGCUAAUGGCAACAUGAAAUUAACUGAUGUCAAUUAAGCAACAUCAUGUCUUAGUUAUGAACAUAAAAAAGUAUUGUUUAAUUGAGGAUUUUAUUUCCCUCAGUUCCAUCUAAUCCUACAACACCCCACCACCACCCAAGGCUGGAGAAUUACAGCACAUGGCAAUGGCGACUCGACUAGAAUCUUUGAGUUACAAAUAAACAACUGCAGAGAUUUAUUUUAUAUCACAUUUAAUAAACAUUUGUGUUGGAUUGAACAAUUAAGCAAAUUCCUAGAGCUUUACAGUUACGCUGAAAAAAAUUGGGUUUGACAUAAAAGAAUUAAUUUUACAACAGAUUUUAUUAGCAUUCAUUUCCAUGUAUUUCUAUGGCUUGUAGAAAGGUUUGACCUUUUUCUUUUAGUCAACUUUUUUUAAGCAGAUUGUGGAUCAUCUAAUUCAGUGGUCCCCAACCUUUUUUGCGCCACGGACCGGUUACAUUUCAGAAAUAUUUUCGCGGACCGGCAAUUAUAUUAAUAAAUAAUACAUUUAUAUAAAUAAAUAAAUAAUACAUUUAUAAUAAACAUAUAAAUACGUUGAAAUAAAAUGAUACGACUGACAUAAAAACAAGUACAAAUGACAAAAAUAAAACUCACCAUUACGUUGAAUUAGUGGGAGGACUGAGUUUGUUUCUCAGAAACGAGCCGGUCCCAUCUAGACGUAAUCGGAGACAAUGACACCCGGAGAGAUUAAGGUUUGUCUUUUAUUGCAGGAUGCUUGGUCUCCUUGUGUUGAAGCAGUUUUGAAUGCUUCAUUGCCUGGUUAGUUAGCCUGUCGCCACAUAUUAGUAGGGGUGUAACGAUUCAUCGAUACACAUCGAUUAAUCGAUAUAAUGCUCUACAAUUUAUUGGCAUCGAUGCUAAACGUAAACAUCGAUUUAUAUCGCCGUGUUUGACCUCGGACAUUAGACGCGACUUUAUUUUGAAAUCCAGUUCAUUGUUGCUUGCUUCCUCUUUCCGGGAGCAGUGCGCGGGGCUUUGUCGUGUUGUGAGCAGAGCAGGCACGUGAAAGGGGAGUCGACAACUAGUACGCGGCUCCUGGGCUGGUGCUUUAGCUAGUGUCCAAAAAGCCGAGGAAAUUUGCUCCCCUUUAGGCUUCAAGUCAUUCGUUUGGAAGCACUUUGGAUUCCAAAGAAAAGAUGGCUCAACGGACAAGACACGUGCAGUUUGUAAAUCCUGCCAUGCGGUGAUCAAAUAUUCAGGGUCCACAAAUCUCGCCACACAUUUAAAGAAAAAACACGACAUCAAAGUUCAGUGUUAAAAUAAGCACUUUGUAUACUACAAUACUCUACUAAUUUCCUAAAUAAAGAGUUUGCAGUACCUUGUUGAUUUUGCGUAUGAAUUGUUAUAAAUCAGGAUAUUGUUCUAUAUUUUUUAUUUUAAAAAAAAUAAAAAUCGAUCGUAGAGCACUAUAUAUCGUGAAUGAAUCGCAGCAGGCUUUAAGAUAUAGGCAAAUAUCGUAUCGUAGUUCUUUGUAUCGAUAUGAUAUCGUAUCGUGACAAAACCCGCAAUUUACACCCCUACAUAUUAGCUUUGCGGGCUCGACUGGGGAAACAUGUCACGUGACCGGGACGAGUGUCUUGACCUGAAUUCAUCGAUCGUCGAUAAAAAAAAAAUUCUGUGCGGCUUGGCGGCCCGGUACCAAGUGACCCACGGACCGGUACCGGUCCGCGGCCCGGUGGUUGGGGACCAAUGAUCUAAUUGACUCGGUGUGUCCUAAUACAAUGGUUCUUCAAACUAGGCUAAUGCUUAAACAUAUUUUCUCAUGAUCUCAAGCAUAAGCUUGUCUGUAAACAUUGCAAUAAUGUCACCAAUCCCUUGGGUUUGAAUGACCUACUCUGGGACAGGCUCAUUUAUCUUUGUUAAGGAAUAACACACAAACAAAAUCUAAACAUAGGCAACAUGGUAUCACACUCUUCUGGGUCAGGGUUCGAUUCUGGCAUCAUCCUUCCUGUGUGGAGUAUGCAUGUUCUCCCUUUGCCAGCGUGGGUUUCCUCCGGGUGCUCCGGUUUCCUCCCACGUUGCAAAGACAUGCAUGGUAGGCCGAUUGACAACUCCAAAUUGUUUGAACGUGCGAGUGUGAAUGGUUGUUAGUUUGUGUGUGCCCUGCGAUCGGCUGGCGACCAGUUCGGGAUACCCCGCCUACCGCCCUAAGACAGCUUGGAUAGGAUCCAGCAUGCAAGCAACCCUUGUUAAGAUAAGUUGUUCAGAAAAAAGAUGGGUGGAUGUUUUAUCUGUUCUUUUUAAUAAAUAUGCAACCAAA
Messenger RNA from Syngnathus typhle (broad-nosed pipefish), 4759 nucleotides. It is a transcript of the gene fbxw2, whose product is annotated as F-box and WD repeat domain containing 2. Gene Ontology annotation, molecular function: protein binding; methyltransferase activity; 2-oxoglutarate-dependent dioxygenase activity. The transcript is spliced from 10 exons. Lineage: Eukaryota; Metazoa; Chordata; Actinopteri; Syngnathiformes; Syngnathidae. The coding region runs from base 1102 to 2466 and encodes 454 amino acids. The record is from RefSeq and is a predicted model, not a curated record.